UUCACUUUCAGAUACUACUAGAUCUUGGCCAUGACUGCUGCUUCUUUCCAAACCUCCGCAGCAGUGUUUGCCCUACUUACCCUGCAUGUGGGUGCCCUGAAUACUUUCACAGCCGCGGUGUACGAACAUGCCGUCAUACUGCCAAAUAAAACACUGACACCGGUUUCUCAGCAAGAUGCCUUGGCCCUGAUGAACAAGAAUAUAGAUAUCCUGGAGGAAGUUAUUAAGCAGGCAGCUGAGCAGGGCGCUCAAAUCAUUGUGACUCCUGAAGAUGCUCUCUAUGGAUGGGAAUUUGGAUGGGAAACUGUCUUCCCUUUUUUGGAGGAUGUCCCAGCCCCUGAGGUGGACUGGAUUCCAUGCCGAGACCCUCACAGAUUUGGUCACACACCAGUACAAACAAGACUCAGUUGCAUGGCCAAGAACAACUCUAUCUAUGUCGUGGCAAAUAUUGGGGACAAAAAGAAGUGUAACUCCCAGGACUCCACCUGCCCUUCCACUGGCUAUUUUCAGUACAAUACCAAUGUGGUGUACAACGCGGAGGGGAAACUGGUGGCUCGUUAUCAUAAGCACCACCUCUACGGUGAGUUUCAAUUUAAUGCCACUAGAAAGCCAGAAGUGGUGACAUUCGACACCACCUUUGGAAAGUUUGGUAUUUUCACCUGCUUUGAUAUACUCUUCCGUGAGCCUGCUGUGCGACUGGUGGAAGAGUCCCAAGUCGACACCAUAUUGUUCCCAACAGCUUGGAUGAAUAGCUUACCCUUUCUGACAGCUAUUGAAUUUCAUUCAGCUUGGGCAAUGCAAAUGAGAGUGAAUCUUCUUGCUGCUAACCUACAUCAUACCAGUAAAAGGAUGACAGGGAGUGGCAUCUAUGGCCCGAAGGGCCCCAGCGUGUAUCACUAUGAUAUGGAAACGGCAUCGGGACAGCUCCUCCUCUCCCAGGUGGACUCCCACCCCCGGCGCUCCCCUGACUACCCCGCAGCUGUCGACUGGGACGCCUAUGCCAGGAGCAUCAAACCAUUCCCAACACAGAAGCAUGCCUUUGGGGGCAACGUUCACGCUGACCAGUUCAACUUCACCGAGCUGUAUGAACGUGCAGGAAACCUUACUGUCUGCCAGAAAGAGCUCUGCUGUCAUUUAAGCUACAGAAUGUUAGGAAAAGAAGAGAGUGAAGUCUAUGUUCUAGGAGCUUUCACGGGACUCCACGGGAAAAGGGCGAAAGAGUACUGGCAGGUCUGCACGUUGCUGAAAUGCAAAACGACUAUCUUGACAUCUUGUGGAGAGGUGGUAGAAACUGCUUCUACAAGAUUUGAAAUGUUCUCUCUAAGUGGCACCUUCGAAACCGAGUAUGUUUAUCCCGAAGUGUUACUUAGUAAAAUUCAGCUGUCACCUGGAAAAUUUGAGGUACUAAAAGAUGGACGUUUGGUAGACAAGAAUGGGACAUCUGGACCUAUUGUAACCGUGACACUGUUUGGAAGGUGGUACGAAAGGGACAGACUUCAGAAUUCAGCCAAGACCAGCAAUUCAGCAAUACACUUCCUACUGAUCGCCACAUCAUUCAUGAUCACAGCUUUGCAAAAUAUUGCCAUGACAUAGACAAUUUAGCAUACUUACCUUUGCAACAUAUAGUUUGCUAAAUGUGUCAAUCAUUCGAUGAAACUUGGAAGGACUGUGCCAGUAGUAGUGGAUUACCAAUCAUUUCUAUUUUUUUCUCAAGGAAGAUUUUAAGAUUACAGUACAUUUGUCCCCUUUGACUGCUACCAAUCCAUAGACGAUUGAGUCAGAGAAAUGGAGUUCAUUGUGCAGCGUUUGUAUGUCUGAGAGGAGGCAGAGAGAAGAACUUUAAAGCAGCAGUUCCAGGACAUUGAAAAUAGAGUUUUGUCCUUUGGAGGGAACAGUUACGAUUGAAAUGGAGUCAUCACUGAACUCCAUCUGACAUGAAAUCAAUCUGAACUCUCCUGCUUUUAAAAUUAUUUUUACUUUUUUAUUUAAUGUGUUUUGGUGAGAGUUUACAUAGCAAAUUAAGCAAUUUCUAUACACAUCAUUCAAUGAUUGGCUAUAUUUGCCACAUUAUAUCAACAUUCUUUUUCUUUUUUUAUAAAGGUUUUUUUGAUGUUGUAUUGACAACUCAUAUUACCCCCGUGGUUAAAUAACUGAAAGUCAGUUAUAUAUACAUCAUCACAAUCAAUUCCAGUGCCCACUAGCCCCUCUUGGAUUCCUUGUUUGCUCCCAAGUCCCCUCGUCAUCUCUGUCUGCCCCAUCCCCGAUAAACCCUGGCAUCAGUUACUAUGCAUCUGUUCCUUUUGUGCUUCACCAAACUGGGAAACCCAGCAGUAACAACAACAACAACAACAACAACAACAAGAUAAAAUGGCAAGA
Messenger RNA from Echinops telfairi (small Madagascar hedgehog), 2376 nucleotides. RefSeq names its product vanin 2 (gene VNN2). The record is from RefSeq and is a predicted model, not a curated record. Gene Ontology annotation, molecular function: hydrolase activity, acting on carbon-nitrogen (but not peptide) bonds, in linear amides. Bases 31 to 1593 code for a protein of 520 amino acids. Lineage: Eukaryota; Metazoa; Chordata; Mammalia; Afrosoricida; Tenrecidae. The transcript is spliced from 7 exons.